This is a messenger RNA of Silurus meridionalis, 5427 nucleotides long. RefSeq names its product extracellular leucine-rich repeat and fibronectin type III domain containing 1a (gene elfn1a). Bases 898 to 3288 code for a protein of 796 amino acids. Gene Ontology annotation, molecular function: protein binding. The transcript has 3 exons. Lineage: Eukaryota; Metazoa; Chordata; Actinopteri; Siluriformes; Siluridae. The record is from RefSeq and is a predicted model, not a curated record. Gene Ontology annotation, cellular component: plasma membrane.
AGUGGACCUGUGGCUCAGUGAAAGAGUGCCCCGGAGUAAAUAAGAAAAGCGCCGGCGAUGAUUAACCCCGUGCUUUGUGGCGCACAGAAGCGCGCGCGGUGGCGGACAAACCCAGCCUCGCGCUCGCCACGCCUCGGGGAAUACAUAAAGGUGCACGGUGAGAGAGAGCGCGCGCCACGAGCGGCUCGAGUGCGUGCAAACCCUCGCGCGAUCUUUUCACGGAGAGCUUAGAGUUGUGUAUGUGUCAGAGAGAGCGAGAGAGAGAGAGAGAGAGAGAGAGAGAGAGAGAGAGAGCGCGAGAGCGAGAGAGAGGGGGAGUUGCAUGGAUUGUGGAACACGCCGCCUCCACGUCGGGGGUUCAUGGUGACAUAGCGAGCUUCUUUGAGACUUAACGGCUUCUUCGCAUCCGAGAGAAAAAGAGAGAGAGCUGCUGAUGAAGGGGUGAGAGAUGCAUGUUCUCAACAGAGUGUUUAACCUGAGCAGCAGGGGUGAGUCCGGUUUGGCACAGCUCCAUGCCCCUAUCUGUAGCACGGCUGUACCUUUGAAUCCAUAAAUGAGACUAAAGCAAUGGAAAAAGGGAAAAUACAAGGGGAUGAGAGCCAUCAAUCUUUUCCCAGGAGAAAAUGAGCACAAACAAACCCAAGGUGGUGAACAACUCCGACACUUCUCACUGAAGGAGCCGUCUAUAAGUGCAAAUACUGUGGUCACAAAUAAUAAAGAUUAGAAACUGAAACAAAUGUGGGAAGCUCCUAUUCCUGAUUAAACUCUGGACACCUAUUGCACCUUCUUUACAUAAUAAAGAUACAGCUGACUAUCCUGCCAGAAUACUGUGAGGCUUUGUCCAGCCUAGUAGAAACUAAAAGUGACAUCACUACCUAAUUGUUACUAUCAUUGUUCAUGAUUUCUGGAGAGGCAUCCAUGGCUUGUAGUGGUGGUGUUGUGAUGAGUGCCUUCAUCUGGUCUAUGGCCAUAAUCUAUCUGACUCACUUAGGUGGAGUAAGAGGAGACUGCUGGCUAAUUGAAGGAGACAAGGGCUUUGUUUGGUUGGCCAUCUGCAGCCAAAACCAGCCACCGUAUGAGGCCAUCCCUCAGCAUAUCAACAGUACCGUUCUGGACCUUCGUAUGAAUGAAAACAAAAUUAAAAGUAUCUUUUACUCUUCCCUCAGUCGCUUUGUCAACCUAACAUACCUGAACCUAACAAAGAAUGACAUUAACUAUAUAGAGGAUGGGGCUUUUUCAGCUCAAUUCAACUUACAGGUACUCCAGCUAGGCUUCAAUAAACUGCGUAACCUAACAGAAGGGAUACUCAGGGGGUUGGGAAAGCUGCAGUACCUCUACCUCCAGGCCAACCUGAUUGAGACUGUGACACCCAAUGCCUUUUGGGAGUGCCCAAACAUAGAAAACAUAGACCUCUCUAUGAAUCGCAUUCAGGUGCUAGAUGGGAACACCUUCACCAGCCUCAACAAGCUGACCACAUGUGAGCUUUACACCAACCCAUUCAACUGCUCUUGCGAGCUACUGGGGUUUGUUAAGUGGCUGUCAGUCUUCCUCAACAGAACAAAUGAACGGAUGGUAUGCGAUUCUCCUGCAGGCUUUUCUGGUUACAGUCUCCUAAGCCAGAAUCCAAACAAUCCUACUCAGCGCAAUGCACUGCAUAUGCUGUCCACUGUGUGCACGGAGGACUAUGUGACUCCGUAUAUCCCUGUGCCUCCUGAGACCACAACUUUCUUUCCAGAUGUUACCCCUUGUGAACUGGAGGACUGUCCUUCUGGUAGCGAGCCAGUGGAAAUAAACAUUAGUCCCACCUACCCUGAUCUUGAUGUGAAACCAAUCAUGAAGCUUAAACAAGUCUCUCACACAAAUGCAGUCAUUAAUGUCCAGAUACCGCAUCCCUAUAAGAAAAUGUACAUCCUAGUUUUGUACAACAACAGCUUCUUCACAGACAUUCAAAAUCUAAAACGGCAGAAGGAAGAUAUUGAGUUAAAGAACCUGAAACCUCAUACUGAAUAUACCUACUGUGUGGCUUCCAUACGCAACUCUUUGCGUUAUAACCAUACCUGUCUCAUAUUUUCCACAGGCCCCAGAACUGGGAGAGUGCGAGAGGCUAAUAACGCAACAGCCACUCACUAUAUAAUGACCAUCCUAGGAUGCCUUUUUAGCAUGGUAAUUGUUUUAGGAAUGGUCUACUAUUGCUUAAGAAAGAAAAGGUACCAAGAUGAAAAGCACAAAAGGUCAGGUAGUAUGAAGAAGAACAUAAUAGAGCUCAAAUAUGGUGGUGAACUGGAGGGAGGUACUAUAUCCAGGGUGUCUCAAAAGCAGAUGAUGGCUGGGGAGAGUAUGUCUCGCAUGCCAUAUUUGCCUUCCGGGAGUGAGAUGGAUCAGUACAAAAUUCAGGACAUAAGUGACACACCAAAAAUGACUAAGGGGAACUACAUGGAUGUGAGAACAGGGGAACAUCAAGACCGAAGAGAGUGUGAGAUGCCUAUGCCAAGCAAUAGUCAGGGCUCUGUUGCUGAGAUUUCCACAAUUGCAAAAGAGGUAGACAAAGUCAACCAGAUUAUUAACAACUGCAUAGAUGCUUUGAAGUCAGAGUCAACUUCUUUCCAAGGAGUCAAAUCUGGAGCUGUUUCAACAGCAGAGCCCCAGUUAGUUCUGAUUUCAGAGCAACCCCAGAGUAAGUCUGGCUUUCUGUCCCCUGUUUACAAGGACAGUUACCACCACUCUUUACAGAGACAUCACUCUUCAAGCGCCUCCCCAAAGAGACCCAGCACAGCAACUGGUGGUCCCAUGCGCAGUCCGAGGCCCUACCGCUCUGAGGGGGCAUACAAGUCAGAGUCUAAAUACAUAGAGAAGACAUCACCUACCGGUGAGACCAUCAUGACCAUUACGCCAGCUGCCGCUAUACUGAGAGCAGAAGCAGAGAAGAUACGUCAAUACAGUGAACACAGACACUCCUACCCUGAUGCCCAAAUUGAGGAGCUUGAGGGACCAGAGAAUCGCAAAGCAUCCAUCCUGGAGCCUCUGACACGGCCUCGGCCCAGAGACUUGGCUUAUUCUCAACUGUCUCCCCAGUACCAUAACCUCAGCUACUCCUCUAGCCCUGAAUAUUAUUGCAAGCCAACACACAGCAUCUGGGAGCGCUUCAAGCUCCAUCGCAAACGUCACAAAGAUGAGGAAUACAUGGCAGCAGGCCAUGCUCUGCGCAAAAAAGUGCAGUUUGCUAAGGACGAGGACCUGCAUGACAUUCUAGAUUACUGGAAAGGUGUGUCAGCCCAACAUAAAUCUUAAUCACCUCAAGUGUUUCUUCAUGUGUUUUUUGUUGGACCAUUUAAAGAGAAUGAGUUUUGAAUUGCAUUUUAAUGGAGGACAAAGCCUACUUUGACUAAUGGAGAAUGGGGAAAAUUGGGGAUACACUCUUAGUUUUGUAAAUUUACAAAUGGACAUAUUCAAGAAGAGAACACAGUGCAAAUUAAAAAAAAAAUAUAUAUAUAUGUUCAAGUGAAUUACACGUAUUUGGUUCCGCAUGGCCAUGUCCUGUGACAAUGGAUUUUCUACUUUGUACAGUGAGAAAAAAAGCAUCAUACAAUGACUUCGGAAAACAUAUUUCUUCUCACUGUACAUUGAUAAAUGAACAGCUCUCCCUAUAUGUUGAGUUAUAAAUACAAGGGAACUAAUGUACAAUAUAGUGUUUCAAUACUUGCAAAGAAUGGUGGUUAUAAGAAAAAAUAUAGGACAUGUUUGAUUCAGGUUUAGAUUAUGGAUUUUAGAAUCAGAUCCUAACAUUUGUCUAUAAUGAAUGUUUGGAGAUCAGAUGGAUAAACAUUGCACUUGUCACUGGAAUUGUGUACGUCCAUUCAAACCACCAUUUACUCUAGUCUACUGUCAUUUUUCAUUAAUGUCACAAAACAAAAUGCACAAUAUGACAAUGCUACUCACAAAUAAAUUUGUACAGCAGACCAGUGAGAGGCAUAUAUGAAACUUUCUUCAAAAUUGGGACUAAAUACACAUAUAAACAUAAAUGAAAACCCAUUUCAGUCAGAUCCAUUAUUGUACAUUGGAGAUAUACUUUCAUUUUAGACACUUUUGUUUAAAUUUGUACAAUGCUUGCUGUGGUAAGGAUUUACAGUAUCUGAUAGUCAGCUUAAGUGCUUGGAUGAUAGCUCAUAAACUCAUAUCAUGCAUUUGUCUCCUUUAUUCUUCAGCCCUGAGGAUGAAUGUAUUACAUACAGUAUGUGAUAGAAAACGCAGCUCUUUUUCAGCUGCAUGUUUUGUUAUUCAUACUUCUUUUCUUAGCAGUUUGCUUUCAACAGUACCAAACCAACUAGAAACAAAAGACAUUUACAAACCUGUGAUGUUAGUUGUUUUCUACUGUUUGACAAACAAAAUGAUUUUGUAAAUGCUGAAAAUCAAUUAAUGGACAGGAGCUGUAGCUUUGGCACUGAUCAGGAACGUGAGAUGUGCAAGAACAGAGACACUGAUUUACGCCGCUGUUGACCUGUUGCCACUGGAUUACAUCACCAGAACAGUGUUACAGGAAGUGACUGAGGCAUUCAAUUUCUUAUUUCAAUCGCCUUAAACUUCGGAAAUAUAUGUGUAACUGCUUUAUUUCUUUCUCUUUAAAUGUGCUGAUGUUUUUCAAAGGUCUUUAUUUCUUGUCUUUUUUUAAAGAGCAUUUCAAUAGAUUUCAAGAACUGACCAAUUUAUAGGCAAUCUAGCAAGUAAUCUAUGUGUUUUUAUAUUGCAUACUGUAGCAAUCCUAUAUCAUAAAUGUUAGAAAUGUUUGGACAAUGUGAACUGAAGCAGCUGUUGCUGACAUACAUCAAGAGACAACCAAGAGCACAAUAAAGUGUUAUUUUUAUUUCUAAUUACCAUGUUAUAUGAUUUCAGUCUACUGUGAAGUUAAGGGGAAAUCCAUGCAUUUAAGACCUUACUGAUCAUUUCUUUUUGCUGUCCAAUGCUAUACUUUUUUAAACAGUAUGAACUGUGAUGAUUGUGAACUAAAUGAUCUAAACGAGAAAAAAAAAAAAAAAAAAAACUAAAUGAGCUUUGUGUUUUUGCUGCUCUUUUUCGACUACAUUAAAAUGAACUCAUUCAGUUUGAAUAGACUCAAAAUAAGUGACAUAUAGAUACAUUCAUGCUGCCAGUUGAAGAUGUUCCAAUUUGGACACAUGAUCAGUUAUAAAUUGAAGAAUGAGUUUCAGUGAUGUUGCAUGUAAUUUUGUGAUGCGUCAUGAUGCUGAGAGCAUGCCACUGCCAACAAGAUUUCUUGUUCCAGUAACCACUCCAGACACUGUGAACGCUAUGUGAGUCAUGCUACAAACCUCAUAUUUGAAACAACUCUUAUUUUUUGCAUUGACAGUUUGAUGUUGGACACUAUGAAGAUAUGCCUUUAAUAAUGCACAGUAUGAAUUCUAUUAAUACCACUGA